AUGACAAUUCUGAGGAAACUAAUGCAACGGAAGGGCACUCGGUUUCCACUUCAGCUUGACAAGGGUCUGAUGCACACUUCUGAGGCUGGAUUCGCCGGUGCUGAUCUUCACGGUUUUUGUCGCAUGUUGCCCAAUUUCAAACCGAAUGUUGGUGGGCAAGAAUGCGUGGUAACUUUGAUCGUUCUGGGGAUAGUCGAUGCGGCCUAA
Molecule: messenger RNA, 207 nt
Organism: Orbilia oligospora ATCC 24927
Lineage: Eukaryota; Fungi; Ascomycota; Orbiliomycetes; Orbiliales; Orbiliaceae
Exons: 2
Coding region: 1-207 (68 amino acids)
Source: RefSeq, a predicted model, not a curated record